Molecule: messenger RNA, 861 nt
Organism: Camellia sinensis
Lineage: Eukaryota; Viridiplantae; Streptophyta; Magnoliopsida; Ericales; Theaceae
Source: RefSeq, a predicted model, not a curated record
AUGCUAUCCUGGAAUGUUCAUGGGCUCCGAAGAGGUGAGAAGAGGAGAAGAAUAAAAAGUCUCAUUAAAGAAAAGGAAGUGGAUAUGGUUCUCUUGCAAGAAACAAAAUUGGCAGCAAUCUUAUUAGAUAUGGUAAGAUCACUAUGGUAUAGAGAUCAGGUGGAAUUCAUGGAAGUGGACGCGUCUAGUUUAGCUGGGGGCAUACUAUGUAUAUGGGACCCUUCUGUUUUCUCUCUAUCUGCUUGUUGUAGUAACAAAAGUUUUAUACUAUUAUCAAGUUCACUCUCUCGUAACUUUGAGUGUGUUAUUAUUAACAUUUAUGCUCCUAAUGAUGUAUCUUGUAGGGCUACUUUUUGGGAUUCUCUUUGUAAUUUAAAAUCUGAAUUUCCUAAACCUUGGUGUUUGGGUGGGGAUUUCAAUAAGAUCAAGAAUGUUGAGGAGCAUAAAGCAUGCUCUAGAAGGGAUAGAGGAAUGCAAGAUUUUAAUAAUUUUAUAAGUAAAUUGGAAGUGUCUGAUUUACCCAUGUUAGGUAGGCAAUUCACAUGGAGCAAUUCCCAGGAUGAAGCAAGGUGGAGUAGGCUAGACAGAUUCAUGUUUAAUCCAGAGUGGCUGUUUAUUAAUGCAUGGCUUUUGCAUCCUCUGUUCCUUCCACUUGUCAAGAAAACAUGGUUAGAAGCAGAGGCUCAUGGGUGGGUUGGUUUUGUUCUGUGGAAAAAAUUGAAAAUCUUAAAGGAGGUCAUAAGGAAAUGGAAUGUUGAAGUUUAUGGAAACUUGACUCUGAACAUCAAGAAGGCUGAAGAGGAAUUACAUGUGUUAGAUCUUGCAGUUGAAACCAGAAUUUUGGAUGAUUUUGAAAUUUAA